GGGUUUCCCAAGACAAGUUAAAUACAAGGGUGAUAGCGAGCUAAGUAUAGGAACGUGACCGCGAGAUGGCGGCGUCGGCGCAACCUGAGGCAGUAAUCGUGGUGGCCGACAGCCCAAUCCCGCCGAAACGACCGAGUCGCGCCCCAAAACCGAGCGCGAAAGCCCGCGAAACGAUGCAAUCUCUUGAGGAUGCGGCCACCACGUCGAAAAGAACCACAAAUACCGUUACGCGGAAAGCAAUUAAUGAACAGCAAAACGAGACGCGCGAGAUAUCUACCGAGCAACGAAAUAUGAUCUGCGAGCAACGAAACAUGAUCUGCGAGCAACGAAACAUGAUCUGCGAACUACGCGACGUGGUCAGCAAGCAGCAAUACACGAUCCAACAGCUCUCUGAGGAGCUGAGACAAGCCCGCGAAGUGAUUGACGCCCUUGCACGCAACGCAGCUUUUCCUCAUACAACUCAGACGAGUCCAAGGGCAUCAUAUGCAGAGGUUGCCCGCACGCCGCCAGCAAGCCAACCGAGUGGACUGCGAACUAUCUCCUUGUCGAACACAGCACCAACGACCUUGACGGAUACCCUGUUCUGCACGGUUGAUACAUCUAGAGUGGAGGAAAGAGAGAAAGGGAAAGUCCAAGUGGCAGACAUAAGGAAGACAAUCGAGGCAGAGAUCCAGACACACCAGAACCAGGGAAAUUGGCGCUGCGCUGCAGUGGUGAAAGAAGCUAGGAACCCAGACCGGAUCAGAGUGAUCUGCAGGGACGAAAGCGAAGUUGCCCUUGUCAUACCGCCCACCAAGACAGCGAUGUUACAGAACAUGGCCCAUGCCGACGAGCCAAAGUGGUAGCCCUGCAAAACACGGCGACCGACGUCGCGAGCCGACUCUGCAUCUCGGCAACCGGUGUCAGCAAUCGAGAGU
Molecule: messenger RNA, 917 nt
Organism: Canariomyces notabilis
Lineage: Eukaryota; Fungi; Ascomycota; Sordariomycetes; Sordariales; Chaetomiaceae
Exons: 2
Coding region: 66-845 (259 amino acids)
Source: RefSeq, a predicted model, not a curated record